UUCAUAUUUAAAGUAUACAGUUUAUUUUGUUUCCUUAUAAAUGAACAUGAUUAUUGUAUAUAUAAAGAGUCGAAUUUCAAGUAUAAUAGUAAAGCAAUCAAACAGUUUAGGUGAUCAAAAUAAGAAGAGAUGUCUCAUUAUCCUCCAUGUGUGGGUAACUCUUGCGCCGAUCCAGCAUGUUGCGCUCACGGAGCAAAGUUUAUGUGGAAAGAAUUGAGAGGCAAAAAUGGAGACAUGGUGAAAAAGAUAAUCGAAAGUGAGAAUCCAAAUGUGACGGUGGUGAUAGUGCCACAGGGAAGAGUUGGAUUUCAAGACUUUUGCUGUAACAGAGUCUAUCUCUAUUUAGAUUCCAACGGUAAUGUUUUCAAUAUUCCCCAGAUCGGUUGAUCUUUUUUUAAGAACACAUCUUCUCGCUAAUAUAUGAAUGAUGUAUGUCAGUUUUUCACUUUCAAUGAUUAGAGACCAACAUCAACAUAUAUUUGUAUUUUCAUUACAAAAUUGAAGGAAAUUCAAAUAUAUUUGGCUGUUUUCCUUUUUAUUAGUAAUGUCGAAGUUAUAUAAGUUGCCAGUGAAGAAUUUUGUUCUUUGUGAAAUCAUGAUGCGAAAGGGACACAAUGAUCAAUUUCUAGAAGCGUAAUUACACAUACACGAACUCCUGACUAUUACAAUGAUGAUAAAGAUUACUUCGUUCCGCACGUCACGCGUGUCACAAAAAACUUCGAAAUGGAUAGGAUUAGUUGUAAGCUACGUGGUGCCAAAGAAAACAAAAAUUGUAACUACAAAAUUAAACGGUGCAUCCUAAAAUCAGUCGGAAUAUUAAGAUAGUUAUUUACAAGUUACACAUAUAUUAUUAUAACAAUAUUGAUGUUCCUCUUAAACAGAUUAUGCGUAAAAUUAAGGAUUUGCAUAUUGAUCCAAUCAACAUGUUGGAUACGAAGCAAAUGUUAAAAAAAAAAAAAAAAAAAACACAUGUUGGAUACGUAUGUAGCUAUUGUUUUGUAGUAUAUUGUUACUAAGAAUUGUAUUCUUUUGUGAUUUUGUUUUUAAUUUUUGCUUUAUAUUAUCCAUUAUCCAUCAGGGAGAGGGGUUUAAGACUGAUUGUAGAUCUAGCAAAAUUAACAAAUUUUCAUCAAAAUGAAAAUAAACACUAGCUAAAGUGAACCAGUUUUUAAUCUAACAAACUAAAACGCCGAAAUGCUAAAUAAAACAAAUAUGAACUAAACCCAAACCAACUCAAUUAACGUUGCCUAAACUAAAAUCGAUUUGAAGACAAUAACUCUACUAGGGUACCGAAAAGUAAAAUAAUUCAUAGGUUAUUGGGAAUUGAG
This is a messenger RNA of Thlaspi arvense, 1328 nucleotides long. The record is from the annotation of a GenBank genome assembly. Lineage: Eukaryota; Viridiplantae; Streptophyta; Magnoliopsida; Brassicales; Brassicaceae.